GGUUAUCAGCUGAUUCAUAUGGGCCAGAUGGGGCUGCUGCGUCUACUGGUAGACUCAGAAGGCUGUUAUCAUACAUCCAAAUGGUUAACCACCAUUUCAAAUACAAGAGAAGACUCCAGAUCCAGUCCCAGAGGAAUCCAGCUCAGCUGAUCGAACGUCUACAAGAUAACGUGGUGACGUUACGCUUUUUCCCGCUUGAUAUUUUCCUCCCGCAUCAUAUUUCACUUACUUUCAGAUAUGGGAAAAGCAGUUAAGGGCGUACGCUUCAGGAGCGUUAAGAUUAAGGUGCUGAGGAGGUCUAUCACUGGCCCUGCAAAGGUUUCUUACCUAUAUCAAGGUCUCCCCGAGCCCAACUGCAAACUGACCCCCCCUUCAGACCCUCACAAGUCUAUUGCACCUCAACAGGCUGAACCUGAUGAUGUGGUACCGAGCUGCAGCUCAUGUUCUGAGACUGCGUACAGUAAGGCAAAGAAGAGAGAGCUUCAUGCCUGGGAUGCAGUUAAGGAUGACAUGCUUAAGGUGUCAUUUGAAGGUUCAGCACCAAUCACUGCCCAGUGUGUUGUCUGCCAAGAACAUGGAGAUUAUAGGUGUGUCAAAUGCAGCACCACUGCAGUGUUUUGUGAGGCUUGUCUGAAUUCACUGCACCUUCCUGAUAAGUGGAACAAUGCUUACUAUGAGCCAUCCACCCUGAGGUUAUUCCUAUAUUUACCUGAAGGCCAUGGCACCCAUGCAUUCUACACAAAGGACAUGAAGGUCAUUGUCAGCACAGGACGGCUCUGCACCGUCACAGUCAAUAUGUGUACGUGUGAAACAGAAACGUGCACUCUGCUAAGGUAUGGGCUCUGGCUAGCAACAGCCGACAAGCAUCAGACAGCCUUCUCCAUCCCUCUGCUAGAGCUUUUUGUUUGUCUGUCACUGGAGUGUCAGGUUUCUGUUGAGGGUUUUUGCAACACCCUGCGCUGGAAAAAUAACCUUACACUUGCAGAGGUUAACGCAAUCUACAGAGCCCUGGUGGGAGAAUCCAUAUCUCAUUUUAGGCAUCACCACUUCCGAAAAAUAAGUUUGGUAGAUGUUUGCCCACAAUUAGGUGAUGGGACCACAUGUCCAGCAUGUCCAAAGGCGGAUGGAGAUGUGAUAGUGACAUUGGAUGCCAACUUUGGCCUUGUGAGAAAGCAAAGCUCAGGGACAAGUGCGGUUGAGCCAUUACAUGGAACCCGCAUGUUUGUUAGUGAAAAGGAUGUAGAGGAAUACCUGCUUUCACAUCUUGACAGCUCAAAGCCUCACGAGGACUGCAGUAACUUCAAGGCUGGCAACGUGCUGAGGUCACCGCAACAAGCUAAGAAACUUGAUGUUACAGGAGUGUUUGGAGCCUCCUGUCGUCAUGAAAUGCCCCUAAUGUUUGUCAACAUGAGCCAAGGAGAACGGCAAGUCUAUGCCACAGUAGUGAUAAUUCUCCUGUUUUAUUCUACUUAUUCAAAAACAUUUUUGAAAAGCUUGACCCUAGCAUUAGCCAUAUUUUAAUUUUAUAUGUCACCAAAUAUGAACCUCACAGAAUGUAAAUGGGGGAUUCCAAAAUAUUACAAAAUUUGAACUUUACCACCAUUGUAUAAUCUUCACUUAUCUAAGAAAAAGGGUUUGGUUAAUUUUGAGUGCCCCUAUUGAGUAUGUAGGUAUUGAAUUUGAUGCUGGAGAUUAUGUAUAUAUAAUAAUGUAAUACGCUCGAUAAGUGUAGGGAAGAAAGGAGUCAGGGUCGGCGUGGCUGGGAAAACGAUAAGUAUUUUAUUCAAAUAAUAGUUCCGGGUUUCACACAUCCGGUGUUCAAAAUAAAAUUCCCGCUCGAUCCUUCCGGAUCUAAGAAUCUCUCGUCUCUCUGUUUCCUCUGGAUACAGCGUCUCUGUAGCUCUGGCACUCGUUUUCCCAGCCGGUCUCUCUCUCUACCUCCAGAUCUGCCUUUCGCUUUUAAAGCGUCUCCUCGCCAAUUACUAGAAUGAGAAGCAGGUGUUUUCACUAAAACGUUGAUCUGCCUACUCACCGUCUUUCUCCCGACACUCCCCCUCUUCACAGACCGUGCUGAACCACGCCCACCUCGCCACAAAUAACAUACAAUAAAUUUACAUUGAGCUGAUAUAUCAGCACUGUUAA
This is a messenger RNA of Triplophysa dalaica, 2142 nucleotides long. RefSeq lists its product as uncharacterized. The record is from RefSeq and is a predicted model, not a curated record. Bases 238 to 1521 code for a protein of 427 amino acids. Lineage: Eukaryota; Metazoa; Chordata; Actinopteri; Cypriniformes; Nemacheilidae. The transcript is spliced from 7 exons.